Thalassophryne amazonica is the source of this 13319-nucleotide messenger RNA. RefSeq names its product chromodomain helicase DNA binding protein 6 (gene chd6). The record is from RefSeq and is a predicted model, not a curated record. The coding region runs from base 192 to 10886 and encodes 3564 amino acids. Gene Ontology annotation, molecular function: ATP-dependent chromatin remodeler activity; protein binding; ATP binding. The transcript has 46 exons. NCBI's taxonomy places the organism in Eukaryota, Metazoa, Chordata, Actinopteri, Batrachoidiformes, Batrachoididae.
CUCAUCCCUCUCCUGGCUCCCCUCCCUCCUCCCCUGCCUGCUAAUUUUUUAUGCAUUUUUCUAAACUGUCAUGGCGUUUUUGUGUCCUUGGAAAUAAAAUAGCGCCGUGUUUUUCUGGCUGGCUGGGGAGAUGUGUCGCCGGUGAGAGCGUGUGUCCGCCGUCCGGAGCAGAUGCAGUGAAGGGAUAGAAGAUGAAAAUACACAAGAAGGACAAGCAGCAGAUGUUCAGUGGUCUCCUGAAGCACACACCACCUCUGGCCUCUGCUGCCGCCUCCUCUUCUGCCUCAGACCAAAACAGCAGUGCACAAACCACCGUUCCCACAAUCCCACGGGGACACCUGGUUGUGGGUCCUAAGGACCAGCUUCGCCUCCUCACCUCUGUGGGCACCACGGCGACGUCCAAUCACUGCACAGUGACUGGGGCCUACAACGCAAAACACGCUGGAGGAGGUGGAAGACCAAUAACCCCGCAACCUCCUUCCUCUCUUAGCGAGGAGGAUGAUGGAGGAGGAGGGGGCAGGGUGAAGAAGAAGCGGAAGAAAAAGGACAGGAGGGAACGGGAGAAAGGAGGAGGGGAGGGAGAGCAAAGGGAAAGCAGUAAACCAAAGAAACGAAGGGAGGAGAAGGAGUCUUUAGUGGUCACACUGAGGCAGAGCAAGGAGCCCAAGAAAUCCAAGGAUCGCAGGAAAGAGAGCGGGCCGGAGCCCAAACAUGUGGCAGGUGCUGCUGCGGCCCUCGUGCCCGCCGAGGUGCUGGUCAAGGUGCCCGCAAAAAGAGGGAGGAAACCCAAGAUCAAAAUCCUGCCUCCUCUACCCACAAAUCAAGCAGAACCUUCUCUGGCCCUGGGAGUCCCCAUCCAGGUCCAGGGUAACCAGAUUCCUCCAGUCCAUGGGAAGCUCCAAGGUCUGGCCAACAGCAAGGCCCCAGCUCCUACAGCACCAAAACAGAGGGGCCGAAAACCAAGAGACCCUGGUGCAGUGCCGGUGGAGAAGAAGAAAAAGGGGAAGAGGAGAAAACAGGAGCUGGCUGUCCAGGAGGUGUUGGAGAGUGAUGAUGGUACUUCAACAUCGGGACUUAACAUGGGUGGAGAGGACAGCCAAGACCCGUUGGAUAACUCGAAGCGCCGUUCAGGACGUCAGGUCAAAAGGAGGAAGUACAACGAGGAUUUGGACUUUAAGGUGGUAGAUGAUGACGGAGAGACGAUUGCUGUUCUUGGAACGGGUCGCAUCUCGGCUCUUAAUGCCACGGCUCUGGCAUGGCAGGCUGAGGAACCACCUGAGGAUGAAGCAAACAUCAUCGAGAAAAUCCUGUCUGUCAGAGUAGUGAAGAAGGAGACGUCAUCAGGGGACCAAGCAGAGGAGAUGGAGGAGUUUUAUGUCAAGUACAGAAAUUUUUCCUACUUGCACUGCAAAUGGGCCACGCUGGAAGAGCUCGAGAAAGAUCCGAGAAUCCAUCAGAAGAUUAAACGGUUCAGGACCAAACAAGCCCAGAUGAAGCACCUGUUCACUGAGCCUGACGAGGAUUUGUUUAAUCCAGAUUAUGUUGAGGUGGACAGAGUCCUCGAGGUGGCCAUUACCACAGACACAGAGACGGGGGAGGAGGUUACUCAUUACCUUGUUAAGUGGUGCAGCCUGUCUUAUGAGGAGGCCACGUGGGAGCUGCAAGAAGACCUGGACCCAGAGAAAAUCAAAGAAUUUGAAGAGAUCCAGAAACUGCCGGCAGACCUCAGACACAUGGAGCGUCCUCCUCCAGAAAAAUGGCAGAAGUUGGAGCUGUCCAGGGAUUACCGCAAUGGAAACCAGCUCAGAGAAUACCAGUUAGAGGGAAUGAACUGGUUGCUAUUCAACUGGUACAACAGAAAAAACUGUAUCCUGGCGGAUGAAAUGGGUUUGGGAAAAACCAUCCAGUCCAUCACCUUUCUGUAUGAGAUCUUCAGCAUGGGGAUCCGUGGGCCCUUCCUCAUCAUCGCCCCCUUGUCCACAAUCACCAACUGGGAGAGAGAGUUCCGUACCUGGACGCACAUGAACGUCAUUGUCUAUCACGGCUCUCAGAUUAGCCGGCAGAUGAUUCUGCAGUACGAGAUGUUUUACCGAGACUCACAGAGUAACACCAUCCCUGGUGUGCUGAAGUUCCACGGGGUGAUCACCACCUUUGAGAUGAUCAUGGCCGACUGUCCGGAACUGAAGAAGCUGCACUGGCGCUGUGUGGUGAUCGAUGAAGCUCAUCGACUGAAGAACAGGAACUGCAAGCUGCUGGAGGGACUCAAACUCAUGAACCUGGAACACAAAGUUCUGCUGACAGGAACCCCUCUGCAGAACUCCGUGGAGGAGUUGUUCAGUUUGCUGAACUUUCUGGAGCCGCAGCAGUUCCCAUCAGAAAACUCCUUUUUGGAAGAGUUUGGAGACCUCAAAACAGAGGAACAGGUGAAGAAGCUUCAGGCCAUUUUGAAGCCAAUGAUGUUGAGGAGACUGAAGGAUGAUGUGGAGAAAAACCUGGCUCCCAAAGAGGAGACCAUCAUCGAGGUGGAGCUGACAAACAUCCAGAAGAAAUACUACCGAGCCAUCUUAGAGAAGAACUUUUCCUUUCUGUCGAAAGGAGCAAACCAGCACAACAUGCCCAACCUCAUCAACACCAUGAUGGAGCUCCGCAAAUGUUGCAACCAUCCGUAUCUUAUCACAGGAGCAGAAGAGAAGAUUCUGGAAAGCUUCAAGAAAAGCCACAGUCCAGACGCACAUGACUUCCAGUUGCAGGCGAUGAUCCAGGCUGCUGGUAAACUGGUGCUGAUUGACAAACUGCUGCCCAAACUGCUGACCGGGGGACACAAAGUCCUGGUCUUCUCCCAGAUGGUCCGCUGCCUGGACAUCCUGGAGGACUACCUCAUCCAGAGACGCUACACAUACGAACGCAUCGAUGGUCGUGUGCGAGGGAACCUACGACAGGCGGCCAUCGAUCGCUUCUGUAAGCCGGACUCAGACCGCUUUGUGUUCCUCCUGUGCACCCGAGCCGGUGGUCUGGGAAUCAACCUGACUGCUGCUGACACCUGCAUAAUCUUCGACUCUGACUGGAACCCACAGAAUAGUGUAGAUGCACAGGCACGCUGCCACCGGAUUGGUCAGAGCAAAGCGGUGAAGGUAUACCGACUGAUAACCAGAAACUCUUAUGAGAGGGAGAUGUUUGACAAGGCCCAGUCUGAAGCUCGGGCGGACAAAGCUGUCCUCCAAGACAUCAACCGCAAAGGAAGCCUCAAUGGGGUGCAGCAACUCUCAAAGCUGGAAGUAGAGGACUUAUUGAAAAAGGGAGCGUAUGGAGCGCUGAUGGAUGAAGAAGAUGAAGGCUCCAAGUUCUGCGAGGAAGACAUCGAUCAGAUCCUUCAAAGGCGAACGCAGACCAUAACCAUCCAGUCUGAGGGGAAAGGAUCAACAUUUGCCAAGGCCAGUUUCAUCUCGUCUGGUAAUAGAACAGACAUUUCUCUGGAUGACCCCAACUUCUGGCAGAAAUGGGCCAAAAUUGCUGAGGUGGAGAUCGACUCCAAAUCAGAGAAGGAGUCCCUGGUUAUCGACACGCCUCGAGUUAGGAAGCAAACACGCCACUACAACUCCUUUGAGGAUGAUGAGCUGAUGGAAUUCUCAGAGCUGGACAGUGACUCAGAGGAGCGUCCGUGUCGGAUCCGUCGCCUUGGUGACCGCAGUCGGCGGUAUCUCCGUGCAGAGUGCUUCAGGGUUGAAAAGAACCUGCUUAUAUUUGGUUGGGGUCGGUGGAAGGACAUCUUAAACCAUGGUCGGUUUAAAUGGCAUCUAGCAGAGAGAGACAUGGAGAUCAUCUGUAGGGCUCUGCUGGUGUACUGCUUGAGACACUACAAAGGUGAUGACAAGAUCAAGAGCUUCAUCUGGGAUCUGAUCACACCCACCAAGGAAGGCCAGGACCAGUCUCUGCUCAAUCACUCUGGUCUAUCAGCUCCAGUUCCUCGUGGUCGGAAGGGGAAGAAGCUAAAGAAUCAGCUGAAUGUUCCUGAGGUGAAAAACGCCGACUGGCUGGUCCACUGUAACCCUGAAAUGGUACUGCAGGACGACAGCUACAAGAAACACCUCAAACAACACUGCAACAAGGUGCUGCUGAGGGUAAGGAUGUUGUACUACCUGAAGGUGGAGGUAUUAGGUGAGGCUGCCAAUCAGGCUCUGGAGGGGAUCCCUGCCAGUAAACUUGAGGUUUCGCUGCCAGACAUCGACUACAUCGAGAUUCCGGCUUCAUGGUGGGAUACAGAUGCUGACAAGUCUCUCCUCAUAGGAGUCCACAAACACGGUUAUGAGCGGUACAACGCCAUGCGGGCAGAUCCAGAUCUGUGUUUCCUGGAGAGGGUGGGGAUACCAGACGUCACAGCGCUGUCAGUGGAACACACAGGAGGGGAGGGGCCCUCUGAUUUGACUGACAGCGUUUGUAAAAGUGAAGAGACAAAGGACGAGGUGGAGACUAAAGCAGACGGCGGGGAGGAGAGAGAUGAGAGCAGUAAGGGUGAGGAAACCUGCUCCAGUACUGAUACCUCAGAUAAACCAGACAGUACCGGUCCAGAGUUCCAGAUAUCAGGCGACUUGUGUGCACAAGAUGCAACAUUGGUCACCACGACUACCACAGCCGGAGCCGGGAGCGGCGUGGCAUCACUCCAUGUUGUCCAAGCCCGGCCCCUCUGGCCCACUGGCCCCGCCAUGACGGCCCGGUUACGCCGUCUUGUAACGGCCUACCAGCGCUUCACACUGCGUCGUGAGCCGCUGCUAAAGCAUCAGUUCUUGCUUCACGAUGGACUCAUUGGUAUGGGAAUCGGAGGAAUGGGAACGACUCAUCACAGCAGUGGGACGUUGCCAUGGCAGCUGGGGGAGGAUCUAAGGAGGUGCACGGUGAUCCCCACAGAGUCCGACCCUUUGUUCCUGGAAUGGCAGAGAAGAUGGACUCGUCGGGAACAGGCAGAUUUUUACCGCACAGUUUCUUCUUUCGGGGUGGUCUAUGACCCAGAAAGAAAAACCUUCGACUGGUCCCAGUUCAGAACGCUGGCCCGACUGGAGAGGAAGACUGACGAGAGUCUAGAGAGAUAUUUCAACUCGUUUGUCAACAUGUGUAGGACCGCCUGCAAGCUACCGCCAAGAAAAGACGAAGGUUUGGUAGAUCCUGCUGUGCUUGUAGAGCCUUUGACGGAAGAACGAGCAGCCAGGACUCUGUACCGUAUCGAGCUGCUACGCAAGAUCAGAGAGCAGGUUCUCCGUCACCCGUUACUAUCAGCCCGCCUACAGCUGUGUCGGCCCUCCCUUUACCUCCCGGUGUGGUGGGAGUCUGGCAAACAUGAUCGUGACCUCCUCGUUGGGGCAGCACGCCAUGGCUUGAGCCGCACAGACUUCUACAUCCUGAAUGACCCCCAGCUGAGCUUCCUGGAGGCUCACCGAAACUACGUCAGGGGACACCCUUCUCACCUUCAUCCUCACCACGUUGGCUUAGUAACUCAUCCCAGUGUCUCUUCCUCAUCGUCUUCUUCCUCGUCUCAUUCCCAACUGCCACACCCACACUGCUGUCUCUACGACUCAGGACCCGGUCGUCACUCCCCUCAGCCCCCUGAAUAUCCCCACCAGCCCUCCCACCACCAGCAUCACACUGCACCUCUGUCUGCUCCUUCUCCUUCUUCCUCCUCCUCUUCAUCCUCUCACCCUCACCUCCACCCUCCCCCUCUGGAAGUAGGUGCUCACGAUUCUGCUUCCCCAAGCUUGGGAAUAGUGUCAGGCUCACGGGGAGAUUUCCUAGACUGUCCUCCUUUGGAUGAAGCCCUGGAGUUGGGUUCACUGCAGCACGACGCCAUGUCGUCUGAUGCUUUACACGGAGGAAAGGCAUCAAAGGACGCCUUCAACGGGUUCCCAUUUAAUUCUGCUGCUGGAGGUCAAAGCAUGCUCAACUCCUAUGGAGUCGGGGCAGCAGACCUGGAUUCCAAGCUGCGGAGUGAUGUGCUUGUUGGCGAACAGGGGUCAUCGGAAGAAACGGGGUUGAUGGCGCCAUCCAUGGAGUUGGAUCAGUUACAGGCUCCCUGGGACAGCACGGAUCAUUCCAGUCCAGCUCACCAUAUGUUUAACGAAUCCGAUCCCAUCCUGGGUCCCUCCACCCUGGAGACUGGUUUCCUGGAGGAGGAGGAUGAGGAGGCACAGGGGGGAGAUAGAGGAGAGGAGGAAGGUGCAACUCUGGAGGAGUGUUUGGGCCUCCCACCCCCCUCCAACCCCUCAGCAGGAGACACUGUGGAGCCAUUGUCAUCAAGUUAUAUGCUCUUUAAGGACAUUGGUGUGAGCGAGGAAGCCAGCGCAGAUCAAACCGACCUGUCUGCGAGCCCGCCUCCACCGUAUGUCCCGCCGCCUCCGCUUUCUCUCUCUGACAUCACUGCCCCCGAGCCACGGGAUAGGCUGAAGCACACGCAUGUCACUGACAGCUUAACCAACCCUGUGGAGGAGGAAGACGACAACCAGGAAGGAGGCGAUGGAUUUGGAUUUGAUGACAAGCAGGAGGAGGCUGUAGAUAACAAAGUGGACAAACGGAGGGAUCAGUUUCUACAUGAGAAGUGCUGUGAUGAAGACAGAGGUGCUGACCAAAGUUUGAAAGCCUUUAAUCAACCCUUGGAUGUGCCACAGAUUCAUGGGAUUGAGCCAGAACCAGACCUGGACGAACAAGAUGAGGGGAUGGAUGUCUCAAAUGAGCUGUCUCAAGCACUUCGGGAGAGCUUUGAGGACUUAAAGCAAAAACAGAAUUUAACAGAAGGCAUCGCACCUUAUCUUAGCAAGUUGGAGCAGGAGGAUGGCUUUGAAUGCCCUGGGUCCAUUGAAGAACCUGAGGAGGAGGUUGAUGAGUUGAUUUUGUAUCACACUACUGAGAAAGACAGUAUGGAGAAUUCUCUUGACACUGAAAGCUUGAUUAGAAACACAACUGGAGAUGAUCUGCCAGAAGCUAUGCCAGAAAAUUCUAAUGAAGAUGGUUCAUUGUGUUGCACAGUAGGUGCAGAUCAAGUGGAUGAGAUAACAGAAGGGCAGGUGGAACAUGUUUCGUUUAUGGAUGCUCCAAUGGUACAACCUUGUGAUGACCCAGCAGAAAAUGCUUUGAAACAAAUCAAGGUCAAAUCAGAUGAGAUGGAACUGGAGAACAUUUAUUCAGAAUACGCACAAUCCUCUUACUCAACCAUCUCAUUGCCUGCUGGUGUGUCAAAUCCUGAUGAAAACACCCCAAAGAGAAACACCAGAGCCAGAGUCAAAAAGGAAAUCUCCAUUGAUCAGGAAAGUUGCAAUGACAUAGUCCAAGAUUUAAACUUAACUGAAAGCAGAGUCUGUAAGAACAAAGCUCUAACUUCAUCCUUGGAUCUAGACAACAAAGGCGGUUUGUUUGAUCAUCUCAGUGUCCCUGAAGAUAGCUGUGACAGAAAACUAAUUGCCCCUAGUAUACCAACAAACGGCAUAGCCACAAAACUGUCCAAAGAGAACAUUUCUAGCCUUGCAGACAGUUGUACCAAGAAGAACCCUGAGCACCUGGUGCUUGCAAUCAAGACUAAAACUGAAACGUUUGAGGAAACACCAAAUGUCUACCCUGAUAGCUCUGAUGUCAAACCAGCAAAAUUUCUUUCAUACUCUGUUAAAUCAGAAAGCCUCAUGACCAAAGCUGAGGAAUUGAGUUAUACUGUCAAAUUAGAAUCACUGGAUGCUAAACCUGAAGGUUUAAACCUUCCAAUGAAGUCUGAGAACUUUGACAAUAAAUCACAUAUCCUUCAUUUAAGACCUUACUGUGAUAGUGCACAGAUUAAACCUGAGGUAAAACCAGUCCUUCUUGGGUUUACUGCUUAUUCUGAAGUAGCCAAUUUUAAGACUGAGACCAAAGCAGAAGGUUCAAAGCUAGUCGGGUGUCCCGAUACAUCUGGAGUCAAGCCUGAAGCCAAGCCAGAAGGUCUGGAUUUCACAGCCUUCCCAGACAGCUCUGAGAUGAAAACUGAGGUUAAGCCAGAAGGUGUUGAGUUCACGGUUUUUCCUGAGAUUAAAGCUGAGACUAAGCAGGAGCUUUUGGAGGCAGACAGCACAGUCCUAACGCCAAAGCUGGAGCAGACCGAGGGGCCUGUUGACUCCUCAGAAAGGCUAGUGGUAAAACAGCAUGUCAAGGAGGAAAGGCCCAGUACACCUGUACCUAUGGUGGAAGGUUAUCCCGGCGGCCUGAAGUUUGCUGCUCAUGUUUCCCUGUGUGAGCUUGCUGAUGGCGUCGACAGCAGGGAGCCGACCAUCGCUCAGCUUCUGCAGGAGAAAGCACUUUACUCCUUCUCCGAGUGGCCAAAGGAUCGAGUCAUAAUCAACCGUCUGGAUAGUAUCUGCCACGCCAUCUUGAAGGGGAAAUGGCCUUCAUCAAGUGAGCAGUACGACUCACCCAGCUCACUGGCCGCCAACUCCUGUCUGGCCAACAGCUUAGCCCAGCACCACCACCGAACCAGCUUCCUGUCCUCCACGGCAGGAGGCCAGACCAGAGUUCAACAGCCCAAUCCUGGACUGGGCUUCUCCAUCCCACCUCCUCUCACCAGACUGCCAAAGUACAUGCCGCGGGGUGGCGCUUGUGGGCGCGGAGCAUGGCGCCUCACCUCCUUGCCUCUCUUACAGGAGAGACUGGUGGCUCCUCCUUUCCUCCCUGAACUUAAACGAGCAGGAGGUCGGAGGUCUUUCGACUACGAAGCCGCUGCGGCUGCAGUCGCUGCCAAAGUAUUAGCAGGUAAAACGACAUCGUCCUGCCACACUCCUGCUACUGCAAGUUCCAGUGGUGAGAACGUGGCAGUAGUGGCGCCACCUUCUCAUCGUCCAGGAGCCAUGUUGAUUAAUGGUUGGCAAGAGGCGGCCAUUGAUCUCACUAAGUCAUCGGGGGAAAUAACCACCACCACCAGUAGUAUUGGGACAGGUGAACCUAUAGUUGCACCAGGAGUUGGCCACCACGGGACCAGUGCAGGUAGCAGUCACAAGCUACCGCCUCCCAUCACGGCGCCCUUACCAGGGGCUGUGGGAAUUGACAUGGCCGGGAUCCUACAAGCUGGGCUGAUCCACCCUGUGACGGGGCAAAUAGUUAACGGGAGCCUGCGUGGAGAAGAUUCUCUCAGGAGGAGGAGGGGGAGGAGGAGAAACGUGGAUGCACUCUACUCGGAGUACACAAAGACGAGAGGACUACAGCUCCCAGAGACACAGGGCCGAGUGGAGGUGAUCAGCCACUCCUCCGUCUCCUCCUCCACUUCCUCACCAUCCCCGUCUCCCUCAGAGCGACCCGCAGGUCCUCCCACGCCUUCGUCCUCAUCUACACCCACACCCACCCAGACUCCCCCGCAGCCCGAGAUUGUGGCUGUGGACAGAGAAGCAGCCAGCAAAGGCCUGAUCGAGUGGUUGAGGCAGAACCCAGGGUACAGCAUGGACCUGCCCGCAUUCACGCAUUCUGGAGCGGGCUUGUUGCACGGUUUCGUGGAGCGGCCCAAACAGAGGAGGCAUCGCUGCAAAGACCCCACGAAGCUGGAUGUCAACUCUUUAACUGGAGAGGAGCGGGUUCCUGUUGUGCACAGAGGCACCGGGCGCCGGCUUGGUGGUGCUAUGGCUCCGGCCAUAAAGGAGCUUUCGCGAUGGCUGGAUGCUAACUCGGAGUACUUUGUAGCUCCUGACUGGGCUGAUGUGGUCAAACACUCUGGUUUUCUCCCGGAGGGGAAGUUCUCUCGGAUCCUGACGGAACCCGUCAACAAGGACCUGGGCUCCAGGCGUCGUGGGCGUCGGCCUCGCAGUGAGAUGCCUAAGCCCCUUCUGACUAUCACUGAUUCAUCGGCGUCCGGCCUCAGCUCGCCACUCUUCAUGAACGGGGGCUUAAUUGGCAGUAUGGACUCGAUGGUGGCCAUGCAGAACCUCCGUGGUGGUAUUCCAGGAAUUCCCAUCUCUGGGAUCAUGGCAGCUGGAUUCCCCCAUGGCUUUCCUGCGGCAGUGCCAGCAGGGGGAGGCACAGCAUCAGCAGAAGACGCCAAGAAUGGUUUGAGUAUGCUACCCAUGAUGCUGCAUGGCAUCCCACACCCCCAUGGCGCUGCGAUCCCACAACACGCCAUGUUCAGUGUUGGCGCAAUGGUGGCACACACUCCGCCACCACCACCUACUUCUCAGUCCAUCGCCUCCUCCCCGUCCUCCCCUACCUCUUGCUCUUCUUCCUCAGUGGCUGCUGCAAAGGUUACCACGACAACGGCACCACCUACGUCAGAAGCAGGAAGCCCUUCUUCGACGACUCCUGCUGAUCGGGAGAGCACGUCAUCGGGAUCUAGUGGGGCUGAAAAGGAGAGGAACCGGGAGGAGAAAGGAGGUGCGGAUGGAAACAAAAGACCAGGAGGGGUGGAGUCACCUGCCAUCAUUACAUCCACCAGCAGGAGUCAUCUCGGCUCUGCGCAUCUUGGAGGCGGAGCUGGCAGCCACCUUACUUUCAACCCCUUCCUAAUCCCUGGCGUGUCCCACGGCUUGCUGUACCCCCAUAUGUUCUUGCCACAUGGGGGCAUCAUGACGCUACCUGCCAUGCCGCCCGGCGCGGUCGACGGUUCAUCGGGCAGCCCGAAGAGGAGGAGGAAGAGAGAGGAGGAGAAGGAGGCAGGAGAGUCAGAGGAGAAACAAAGUACAGUAAAGCCCAGUGUUACCGCCCAGCCUGCUUCCUUAUGCUCCUCCUCCAUCUCUGCUCCAGACCAGGACAAGACUCCACCUCCAGAACCUACUGAAGACCCCCAGACUGGACAGGACGGACCAGCAGACCCACAGGAGCCGGACUCCCAUAACAGCCCAGAGGGAGUGACCACAGGGGAAGGAGGAGGGGAGGCAACAGAGGAGCAGAGACAGGAGGAAGGGUAGAGGAGGAGCAAGACUGCCAACAACUAUAAAGGGAGGUGAGGUGUACACGGGAGACGCAGUACCUCCUGUCACCUCCUGCUGUCUACAGUGUAAAGUUUGUGCCGUGUCUGUUAGUCAGUGUCCUUGUAAAGACUUCUCUGAUGAUGGUGACUGAAAAUAACGAUGAUUAUAUCCAACUUGGUUAUGUUUCUUUACCAUGGUCCCGUCCCUCCCAGUGCUCCCUCUUUGUGUACAACAAGUUGCGUAAGAAACUAUCUUCUGUGUAUUCUACCCAUUUGUUCUGCAUUGCGUCAAACACGCUGCAGAUCUGCGAACCACAAAGGAUCUGUUAAACUGAAGUAAGGUCAGUGUUUCUACGCAAAUCAGUUUGGACUAGUUUUUGUGUUUGCACGCACACGAGGACGAGGGAGGAAGAAGCAGAGGAGGUCAAAGGUCAAAAUGAGUCUAUUGGACAGAGUUCUGUCUUAUGAUUUGGCUUCUGGUACACUCCAAAAAAAUUCAGUCUUUUUUUUUCUGUGUCUUUCAACACCUGCAGGCGAGAUUAGCAUAGAAGCAUGUCUUGGUAAGACUGAAGAGUGAUGCUACACGCCUGUUCUUAGUGCUGGUAAUCCUUAUUUAAUUAUUUAAGAGCUGCUUUACCAAGACAGGAGAGGGCAGCCGAGAAAAAACACAUUGCAAUAUCAUCUGCGUAUGGCAGCAUUUUUAAGCUUUUUUUUUUUUUAUUACAAACUACCAAAUCAGAAAACCACAAUUCUGCAAAAACGUUUUUGACUGAUUUUGAUCAGAAAUUCAGCUCCUAGUUGCUGGUUUUGUAUGUUUGUUUUAAGAAUGUCGUGUCCCUAACACUAUGAAAAUCGUCAUUGGUGAUUUUAUUUUAUCGACUCUGUGCCGUUGCUGCUAUAACUUCUUUUUGAAAGCCGUUCAGAGAAUUAAAGUGUCAUGAACUCCUCGUGCUAAAAAAAAUCUAGAUUUUUUUUUUUCCCUUUUGUUUUUUUUAAAGAGCAGGAAGUGUUAAGUAAAACAGAAAAAAAUAUCCCCCAAAACAGCGACUUUUAAAACAACAUCUUUUUAAUUUGCUUUCAGUGAUAAAAGCAGAGAACAAUCAUGAGAUUACUUUAUGUUAUUUAAAGAGUUUUGUCGUUUUAACUCUUGACACAAAGUCACUUUUUGGGAGGCCCCACUCUGACAGCGGGUGUAGCCUAAUUGAAAGAACUGAUGAGAGGUUGUUUUUUUUUAUAGCGAAGGGUGGCCACCAGGGGGUGGCAGUGAGUGGGGUUGACAAAAAUUUACCUGCAAGUGCUGUGAUGGAAAGAUGUGGAGAAUAGGAGGAGAUUUUGUUCCACGUGAAAUUAAAGUAAAGCAGCAGGAAUAAAACGCCCUGCGACCCCGACGUGUAGCAUCACCACGAAUUUUUGCGUCCUCUGAUUUCUUUUCGGUGUGUGUGUGUGUGUGUGUGUGUGUUCCCCCCUUAAUGCAGAUCAAACCACACGAAGAUGGAAACAAAGUGGACUGAGGACAUCGUCCUUGUUCUUUGUCUCCUUUUCCUCAUGUAGGUUUUAAUAAUCUGUCUACUUGCAGGUCGUACUGAGAGUUUCUAAAUAUGUAAAUCUCCGGCUGUAUAUUGCUGUUUUUUAAAGUGCACCAUUUACUCAUUCUGCCUUUGUUUCUCCACGUGGAAGAAAAAGAAAAAAAUACUUGACACCUGUGAGAAGGGUUAGUCCCGAUGUUUCCUGUAUCAGACUGUACUGUACAUUAAAUGGAUGCAAGUCACUGGUUUUUCAGUCUUUCAUCACAGGCUGAGGAUUUGUGGGGGUCAGAUGUUUGUGGGGAUGAUGUUGAACUUACUAUUCUUACCUAAUUCAUGAAAACAUUUUUGCACAAUGUCUUUGUGUGUGUGCGCGCGCGCUUGCAUAUGUGCAUGCAUGCAUAUGUAGCUGGGUUAUUUUUUUCCACUUUGUCUCAUCACUUUUUUUUUUUAAUUCCAAAGCAGAGUUGUUGCCUUGUCACAGCCUUGUGGCUCCAUAUAUAUUUGUGCUUUUCUUUUACUUUGCCAAAUAUGUUAUUUCUUAUUUAUCUAUUGUUCAAAGAAAAAUGCCUUAUUUAGAGAUUAAUUCCCCCCUGCGUCAUUUCGGAGCACAUUGUUACAAAUUGCACUGUGUGAGGUGCGUUUUCUUCAUCAGACACUAAUGUGAAGGUACAACCGUAAAAUUCCUUGUGAUAAUUUUCACAAAAGUCAAUCGGUCGUCCCUCAAAGCACAAAUGAAGAUUAACAGGAAAUAACUAUUUCCAGUGCCUCUGUACGGACUUCCUGCUUUUUAUGGCCGUCGCGUGCUGUGUUAGCAUCAUGUUGCAAAGUGUGCAUUUUGUGUUAGUCCCGCUGGCUGGGAUCAGACUACACGUCUUCUUUUCAAACUGACCAGUUUGUUCUAAUAA